Cheilinus undulatus (humphead wrasse) is the source of this 3634-nucleotide messenger RNA. RefSeq names its product homer scaffold protein 2 (gene homer2). The record is from RefSeq and is a predicted model, not a curated record. Lineage: Eukaryota; Metazoa; Chordata; Actinopteri; Labriformes; Labridae. Gene Ontology annotation, cellular component: postsynaptic density; plasma membrane; cytoplasm. Gene Ontology annotation, biological process: G protein-coupled glutamate receptor signaling pathway; regulation of store-operated calcium entry. The coding region runs from base 865 to 1995 and encodes 376 amino acids. Gene Ontology annotation, molecular function: G protein-coupled glutamate receptor binding. The transcript has 10 exons.
GCCAGUUGGAAACAAAACCAACGGUUAAUAUAGAUGCGUUUCAUUUUUUUUGCUUUUAUUUCAAGCGUUGGCUUGCAACCAAUAGUUAAGAGACUUAUUUAAAGCUAAUGAGGCUAAUUAGAGGCGAGGUAAAGCGAAUUAUAUUGCCGUUAUUUUGGCUUAUUAUUGAGAAAGUACCAGCGGUCUUAAAGCACUUUCAUUAAACAUGUAAGUACUCAUACAUUUAGUGGGCCAAUACGCGUCGACGUUUGUUUUGUAACAGCAGACUUCUGUCAUUAAUUUCUGGUUAGUUUGUUGUGGUUUCGGUCCACUUUGUAUGUAUAAAUCUCCGACAGAAACCGCAGACACCACAGGUUGAAAAAGUGUGGGUGGCUCUGGCAUCAGCGUGAGCAGGUGGAAGCCGCUCCGUGUCGCUGCUGCUGCCCUUCACUGAAACACAAUCCCAUUGGGGAGGAAGAAACUCAGCGCAGCGAGCAAAGCAGUGAAACGCAAACAUCAACUUAAUUCAUCAGUGCCGAUUGUUUGAAGGCAGCGUGGAGGGAGCCAAUCCGAAGUGGGAUUAAUGCUUUUGCGUGUGUAAAGAGGGAAAACAAACAAGCAGAGAGAAAAAACUUCCUGAGACGAGCGGGGUUCAGUGAGUCUGAGCUUGACUACCCGGUGAAUCGAGUUUACGAAGAAGUGCUCUCACAUUUCAGUUGUCUCUCAGCAGCAAGAGGACUUAUUCGAAGCUGGUGGACGGGAAAUGAACUCUUUGGACCACUAAUCAACAGUGGACUUUGACACCGCUUUAAAACAUCAUUUCCCACUCAGCCAGCUGCCGAUAGAGCUACAUAUAAACAGGAGUUGUUCCUCAAGUCCGCGGCAAUGGGGGAGCAGCCGAUCUAUACCACCAGGGCCCAUGUCUUCCAAAUUGACCAGGCCACCAAGAGGAACUGGGUCCCUGCUAGCAAGCAGGCAGUCACUGUCUCCUAUUUUUACGACAGCACACGCAACAGCUACCGCAUCAUCAGUGUGGAUGGAUCCAAGGUGAUCAUCAACAGCACCAUCACACCCAACAUGACGUUCACCAAGACGUCUCAGAAGUUUGGCCAGUGGGCGGACAGCAGGGCCAACACUGUGUUUGGGCUGGGCUUCUCCUCAGAGCAGCAACUAUCCAAGUUUGCUGACAAGUUCCAGGAAGUGAAAGAAUCUGCAAAACUAGCGCGGGACAAAUCUCAAGAGAAGGCAGAGACAUUGAGCAAUCACUCACAGGAGUCCGGACGGGAGACUCCCUCAACCAACCAGGCAUCCAGCAUAAAUGGGACAGAUGAUGAAAAAAUCUCUCAUGUCAGUCCUGAGGCUGCUGUGCUGAAGACUGAGAAUGAACGUCUCAAGAGUGCAGUGGAGCUGAGAGAUGGCUCUUGGACAAGAUCAGAACACACAGCAUUAAAUAUUUUAUGUCCUACAACGGAAAAAUGCAACACCAACGCCAAGAAGUGGGAAACAGAGCUGCAGACUUUAAGAGAAAAUAAUGCCAGGCUGGUGGACGCACUGCAAGAGUCUUCUGCUAAUGUCGAGAGCUGGAAGAAACAACUUAGUACCUGCAAGGAAGAGAGUGACACACUCAGGCAAAAGAUUGCAGAACUAGAAGCUCAGUGUGCUGAAGCCGAUCAGGAGAAGCAGAAAAACGCCCAGCUGACUGUACGAGUGCAGGAACUGGAGGCAGAGCUGAAUGACAAAGAGCAGGAGUUGGAGAAUCUGAGGAAGCAGGCAGAGAUAAUCCCUCAGCUCAUGGCAGAGUGUGAGAGCAUCACCGCAAAGCUGCAGGCUGCAGAGGCUAAGAACAGUGAGCUUGAAGGGCGGGUAGGCGGUCUGCAGCUGGACAUCAACGACAGCCAACAGAAGCAGACCCACAUGAAGGGCGAGCUGAAGAAGUUCAUGGACAUCUUGGAUGGAAAGAUAGACGAGCUGCAUGAGGUCAGGCAGGGGCUCUCCAAGCUAGGUGUUGAUAACUGAGAAAAAGUGGCACCGAGUUGAAAGGAUUAGAGGUCAGGAAUGAAGGAUUCAAUACAAUUUGUCUUCAGGGCAGAAACUAUGUGGCACCUCCUCCCCCAGGUGAUGCCCACUCAGAAACUAUCAGCCUUUGCUUUAAUAAACACUACCAUGUCAGAGAGAGAGAAUUUGGAGAGGGAGAGGGAGAUACUGGCAAGAGGAAGGCCGGCGUGCUCAACCAAAUAAACGGCUCCAUUAUUGUGCGCUGGCAUCCUGAAACUAAAUCAAGAGUCACACUUUGAGCUUACUUGUCCGUUUCUGUGGGGAGAAACGGCUUUAAAAAGCUGGUGGUGGGUUCUUAGAUUCUGUCCGUCUGUCUUUCUUCUGAGGGCUGCAGCUCUUCUUCAUGGGUGGUCUGAUUUUAGAGCAGACGAGGGGACUUAAAGGGCUACAAAGAAUAACACACAAAGACAAUGCUGUUCAACAUCACUCCAGUAAUAAUUGGUGUUAAUCCCUGUGGCCCCCUCAGAGAAUGAAAUCUUUCUACAGACUGUCCUCGCUGUUGCCUCCCAUCUAUCUCAGGUGUGUUAGGAGACAGUUUGUACUCAUUAGAUUAUAUGCACUUACAUGACAACUGGCCGUGACACAAAGUGCCUCCAGGUGAGUCUAAACCUACCUGGCAAGGAGAACUGGCCAAGUGAUGACCAUCACCAUAAUAAUAACUUGAUUUUUGUGAGAAAACCGCUCACUAACAAAUAGAGGUGCAGCAGAGCCCGGCUUAAGGAUGUAAAUGAGGUUCAUGGAUGUCAAACAGGUGUUUGCACAAAAACUACUCUGAGAAGGACCCUCUCAGUUAACACACCUUUUGAUUAUACAGGAGGAAAACUCUGUGGUCUCAGGAGCUUUCCAUCAGAAACAUCCAGCUAAUAAUAAGAAAUGAUUCUGCCUUGAGUAUAGUGUAGUGUUAAAGGACUUUGUGUGCGCAAUAGUAUCGUUGUCCAUAUGUAAUUCAAAGACGUGUGUCUCCAAGGCUGUUUCUGUGCUUCCUUACACUGGUUUUUGUUAUGGUGGUGGUUAUUUUGGGUAGAGGGGACUUGGUGCUGCUCAACUGGUGAACAAUGUGAAAGUGUACUUCACUGAAAAGAUGGCAUGGGCCUUUUCACUACAACCCUGUCGAGAUUCUUGGUUUUUGUUUGACAUAUUUAUUUAUUUUGGUGCCUCUCUGCCACUAGUGUUUCUAGAACAAAUCAACCUUAACCUAUUGUCUCUAUAGAUGUACAAUAAUUUAUAUAAAAAUACCAAACCAUCAGGAUCCAGGGGAUAUGUUUGCAGGAUGGUGUAAUGGCUGCUUUAGGGGAAGCUAUCUUUAAUUAUGAUACAUUUAAAAUCAAAGGCACAUGUUGUCGUGGCAUAUUUACUGGGUUAUACUAUGAUGUUCUAAGUAUAUUUUUUCAUCACUGUUUUGAUCUUGUUAACAUUGAGAUAUUUAUGAACAGACUUUUGCUUCUCUCUGUUUAGCCCUACUGUUCAUAAGUCACCUGAUCCUGGAUAACACAACGUAUGAUCCUUCCUUUUGAACCAAUGCCUCUUGUGCACUUUUGUGACUCCUGUUCAAUAUUGUACAAUAGAACUGACAAUUGUUAAAAUUUAGUUUAAUUAUAAA